GUCAUGUAUGUAUGAACGAUUGAUUGUUCGACUAUGUCAAUCGCAUGUUUAAAAGAGUUGUAGAUCGAUCAAUUGGCAGCAUUCUAUUCCUUGGCAUAGCUCAGUUCAGUUCAGGAAGAACUUUCAAAAUGCCUCGUGGAGCAAAAAGGAAGGCCGUCGAAAAAACGGAGCAACUUGCAAAAAUGGCAAAAGGAGAGACCGAUCUAAAACAUGGACUGAAAUGGUCUGAUGUUGGAAUACCUCCAGGGAAAGCUACAGCUUACCCAUCCAUGUACCUACUCCAUUCUGACGAGCUUCAUGGGGCAAAAAAGGUUGUUGGCUUCGACAUGGAUUGGACACUGAUAGCUACGAAAAGUGGAAAAAAGUUCCCGACUGGGCCUAAAGAUUGGGUAUGGCUCUACCCAGAAGUGCCAGACAAGCUCCGCUCCCUCCACAAGGCUGGGAAUCAAGUGGUGAUAUUCUCCAAUCAAGCAGGUGUGGAAAAGAAUCACACUAAGCCCGCUGAUAUCAAGAAAAAGCUGGAAGAUAUGAUUAGCGAGGUGGACAUCCCUAUCAUUGCUUGCCUUGCCACUGGAACAAAUGAUUAUAGGAAGCCUAGCACGCUGAUGUGGGACACUUUAGAGAAGGAUUACAAUGGUGGAACAAAGUUUGACCUGAAGAAUUGCAUGUAUGUUGGUGAUGCGGCUGGAAGAGACAAGGAAUGGUCAUCUGGGAAAUCCAAGGAUUUCUCCUGUGAUGAUAGGAAGUUUGCUGCUAACAUUGGGGCAGUUUUCAAAACACCAGAUGAGUUCUUCCUCAAGGAGGCCCCAACUUCAAAAUGGAAUUGGAGAUCUGCAGACCCUUCAAAGUACUUGAAAAAGGCUAACGCAAAAAAAACUUAUCACUCGGAGAGCCAAGAAGUGGUAAUCAUGGUUGGCUACCCAGCGUCUGGUAAAAGUACUUUCCGUAAGCAAUACUUCGAGCCCCAUGGUUAUGUCGCAGUCAACAGAGACACGUUGGGUACAGUGUCCAAGUGUAAAAAGUUUAUGUACCAGGCUUUAGAGGAGGGCAAGAGUGUGGUUGUAGAUAACACAAAUCCAUCACCAGCUGCUAGAGAAGAGUUUAUCUUGGUGGCGAAGGAUGAAGGCAUACCAUGUCGAUGUUUCUUCAUGGACACGCCGAUAGAACUCGCCCAUCAUCUCAAUUACGUCCGUCAGAACCAGACCAAUGGAGAGGUCCGUCGCAUACCAGGAGUCGGGUACAACAUGUACAAGAAGAACUUCAAAGCUCCGGAGAAGUCGGAGGGUUUCACAGAGAUCAUAACAGUGCCAUUCGAAGCAGAAUUUGAGAAUCCAAGGCAUGAGAAACUCUUCAAGCAGUGGACUCCUGUAGAUUGAAUAGUUAGUUGUUGCGUUUUCUUUAGCCAUAAUCUGAGGCAAAAGCAAGUCUUGUGUAGAUGAGAGUUUGAGCAUUAUGGACUUUUGAUGGUGUGCCACUAUAUGUUGAGUUUAUGUGUAGAAGCCAAAUAAAUCCACAUAUUUUGCAUAAUAUUCAUGUAUAAUUUUAAAAUUUAGGGAACACUGCAAUAGUUUGUAGAAGUUUGAAUUAUCAUAACUGCUUUGGCUUAUAAGGAGUGUCAGACCUAGGAAUAACUCGGUUGAUGCCAGGACAAUGCAUUGUUCUCCUGGAACAAAACUGGAGGAACAACUACCAAUUGAAUGGACGAUAGUUAGGGUAGAAAACUGUUUUAUUGAAGAGGUGCCUUGUGUAAGUGUGCUGCCUUUUAAGGAGUUCAAACUCCUUCUUCACAUUCCAUGGUGCACUAGUAUUAUAGAUAGUUACUACUCCGUCCGUCUGUGUUAAUGUACUUAAAACUGAUAUAAAUGUAUAGGUGUAUGGUGCCCUGCACUAAUAAUGGAAAGUGUCUGAAAUGAUUAUUAGGCAAUAUGAUUGGUGCAUGCUGAAGAUUGAUCAAUAACCUUAAAACCCUUUGUGGCAGAUCUCAUCGCAGACUGUUGAUGUCCGCUGUGGGCACCAGUCUUUGUCCAAUUUCUUCAUUUGUUAGGGAUUGUGCUUACUGUUCAAUCCACAUUUACACGUACAGUCAUGUGAUGUUACGUUAUAUUAUUUUAAUAAAUAUCUAGCACUGA
Lineus longissimus is the source of this 2129-nucleotide messenger RNA. RefSeq lists its product as uncharacterized. Gene Ontology annotation, cellular component: nucleus. The record is from RefSeq and is a predicted model, not a curated record. The coding region runs from base 45 to 1376 and encodes 443 amino acids. The transcript is spliced from 7 exons. Gene Ontology annotation, molecular function: ATP-dependent polydeoxyribonucleotide 5'-hydroxyl-kinase activity; double-stranded DNA binding; polynucleotide 3'-phosphatase activity. Gene Ontology annotation, biological process: DNA repair. Lineage: Eukaryota; Metazoa; Nemertea; Pilidiophora; Heteronemertea; Lineidae.